AUGUCAACCUCGCCCUCCACAACUCGAGCCGAUUCGGCAGAUCGCGUUCAGGAAGCAAUAGAGAAACAUCACUUGUCCAACAGGGGAGCUUUUAACUAUACAUAUAGAGAUGUCUGGGGCCCACGCGAAGAUGCUAUGGCUAAUCCGUGGUCACCGAAUAACCCAGAUGGCGUAAUUCUUCUACGCCUAGCCGAGAACAAUCUCCUACAUGUCGAAGUAGCCGACUUUAUCACAAAGCAGUUGUCUGUUCUGCCGUCGAAUCAUUUCACCUACAGUACCGGACCCCGGGGCUCAAGACGCCUCCGCAAGGCCGUGGCCGAAUUCCUCACAGACGAGUUCCACUCUCGGGAGCCCAUCACACUCGACGACAUCUUUGUCACGCCAGGGUUAACGAGCGCCAUUGAUGCUAUAACAUGGUCAAUAUGUGACGAAGGAGACGGAAUCCUCAUUCCACGACCUUUCUAUAAUGGUUUCAACAUUGACAUUUUGUAUCGUAGCAAUGCACGUGUAGUGGGCAUCCCUUACCAUGAUAUUGAUGGCUACACUGGCCUUGACGAUGUCUUUCGUCCGGACAUGAACCGCAAGGCACUUCAAUCUGCCUUGGAGAAGGCGACACAAGAAGGAACCAAGAUCCGUGCCUUGAUGAUAUCGAAUCCGCAUAACCCAUUGGGAAGAUGCUACGUCUGUAACCUCUAUCCUUUAACCCUAUUUUCGGCUACUGACCUAGAAAAUCAGCCUCCCGAGACACUCGAGGAGUUUGCAUCAUUCUGCUCAAAGCACAAGCUGCACUUCAUCUCGGACGAGAUCUAUGCCAAGUCGGUGUUUGAUAACCCAGCCAUGGCAAACCCAACGCCAUUUGUCUCCACACUUGCCCUUGAUAUGCACAAGAUCAUAGAUCCGACACACUUACACGUAUUGUAUGGCGCAAGUAAAGACUUUUGUGUCAACGGUCUAAGAUUAGGAUGCAUCUACUCUAAGAACAAGGGGCUUUUAGGUGCGAUAUCGAGUAUCAGCCCAUUCUCCUGGUCGCCUCAUAUUCUUCAAGAUGUUUGGGCGGCCAUGCUCGAAGAUCGGACGUGGACACGACACAUGAUGCAGAGAAAGACGAGGCUUAUGGGGGCCGACUAUCGCACAAUCACCUCAUUCUUAAAGCAUAAUAAUAUCGGAUUCUAUCCCAUGAAUGCUGGUCUGUUUCUCUGGGUCGACCUUCGUCACCUUUUUCAUGCAUGCUCACCCGGCCAAGAUGCGGCUUCUGUACAAUCUCGCAGUUUACACUAUAAAGCCAUUGAGGGCAGAUUCAUGGAGCUUUGCGGUAAAAACGGAGUGAUGGUCGCCCCAGGUAGUUUGUACGAGAGUGAAGAGCUUGGCUGGUUCCGCGUCACCUUUACUGUAGGCGAGGAAGCCUUGAAGGAAGGCCUGACUCGAAUAUUAAAGGCUCUCGAAGACUUGGGAGCAUGCAAGACAGUUGCAGUUUGA
Messenger RNA from Fusarium keratoplasticum, 1476 nucleotides. Its product is annotated as Aminotran-1-2 domain-containing protein. The transcript has 6 exons. Lineage: Eukaryota; Fungi; Ascomycota; Sordariomycetes; Hypocreales; Nectriaceae. Gene Ontology annotation, molecular function: pyridoxal phosphate binding; transaminase activity. The record is from RefSeq and is a predicted model, not a curated record. The coding region runs from base 1 to 1476 and encodes 491 amino acids. Gene Ontology annotation, biological process: biosynthetic process; amino acid metabolic process.